This is a messenger RNA of Leptomonas pyrrhocoris, 1427 nucleotides long. Its product is annotated as delta-5 fatty acid desaturase. The record is from RefSeq and is a predicted model, not a curated record. The transcript has a single exon. Gene Ontology annotation, biological process: lipid metabolic process. Lineage: Eukaryota; Euglenozoa; Kinetoplastea; Trypanosomatida; Trypanosomatidae. Gene Ontology annotation, cellular component: membrane. Gene Ontology annotation, molecular function: oxidoreductase activity, acting on paired donors, with oxidation of a pair of donors resulting in the reduction of molecular oxygen to two molecules of water. Bases 171 to 1427 code for a protein of 418 amino acids.
GCCUCCGCUUUCCGCCGUCGCUGCGCGUACGACCCGCCUUCACGACAACCGGCUCUUGAGAUCUUUUCUUUCGUCUGCAGUUCCAUCUUGUGCUCUCUCACGUGCUGUGGUAAGAGCCGUCCACGCAUCGUCUCAGCACACCGAUACACACGCCCAAACGCAGCUUCGACAUGGCACUCGACAAUAACACCCUCCAGCAGCAGCCCACUGAGGUGCUCAUCGACGGCGUCCUCUACGACUGCGCCAACUUCCGUCACCCGGGCGGCAGCAUCAUCAAGUACUACCUCGGCAGCGGCGAUGCCACGGAGACCUACCAGCAGUUCCACAUCAAGCUGCCCAAGGCGGACAAGUAUUUAAAGACGCUGCCCCACCGUCUUGCCCCGCCGCGGACCAACGUAGACCCGACGGAGCAGAAGCGGCUCGACAAGCUCUCCGCCGAUUUCAAGGCCCUGCACGAGGCGUGUGUGGAGGAGGGUCUCUUCGAUGCGUGCUGGCCGCACAUCAUCUACCGCUUCGCUGACAUCUUCGUUCUGCACGCCCUGGGUCUCUUCAUGCUCUUCCGCCUUCCCGCGCUCUGGCCGUUAGCGCUUUUCCUUCUCGGCAUUGGGGAGGGCCGCUGCGGGUGGUGGAUGCACGAGGCGGGCCACUACAGCGCCACCAGCAUCCCCUGGCUGGACAUCAAGAUCCAGGAGAUUCUGUACGGCGUGGGCUGCGGCAUGAGCGGGGCGUGGUGGCGCGUGCAACACAACAAACACCACGCCACACCGCAGAAGCACCGCCACGACGUUGACCUCGAGACGCUGCCGCUGAUGGCCUUCAACAAAGUCAUCGCACGCCGUGGAAAGAGGAACAUUAACAUCCGCCGCUGGAUCUCGCUGCAGAUGUACCUCUUCGGCCCCGUCACGUGCUCGCUUGUGGCGCUGUACUGGCAGCUGUACCUGCAUGUGCGCCACGUCAUUCGGACCCGUCGCUACACCGAGGCCGUCUCUAUUCUCGCGCGCUGGGUCAUCGUUGGCGUCGUGUGCCAUCAGCUGCAGGUAUCCGUCUGGAAAGGGCUCGGCGGCGUUCUCUUCUCCCAGGCCUUUGGUGCGGCCUACAUCUUUGUCAGCUUCUCGCUGAACCACUCUCACCUGCCGGUGCUGUCGGAGGACCAACACGCGCACUUCGUCGAGUACGCCGCCAUCUACACCAUGGACGUCGCCCCCACGUGGUUCGUGACGUGGUUCAUGGGCUACCUGAACUACCAGGUCGAGCACCACCUCUUCCCCUGCAUGCCGCAGUUCCGCUUUGUCGCGCUGGCCCCACGCGUGCGCAUGAUGUUUGAGGCAAACGGGCUGACCUACGACUCCCGUCCCUACAUGCAGGUGCUCCGAACCACCUUCAAGAACCUCGGCGAUGUGGCGGAGUACAUGGUGACAAAGGACUAG